Molecule: messenger RNA, 472 nt
Organism: Drosophila mojavensis
Lineage: Eukaryota; Metazoa; Arthropoda; Insecta; Diptera; Drosophilidae
Product: protein LTO1 homolog
Exons: 1
Coding region: 50-472 (140 amino acids)
Source: RefSeq, a predicted model, not a curated record
UAUCGAUAAGCUUGUAUCGAUAAUUGAAUAAGGAAAACACAUUGAAACUAUGUCCGGCGAUUCGCGAGAUAUUAAUGACUUGUUUGAUGAUAUAGUGCUGACUGAGGAAAAACACGCACGUCAGGGCUACGCUGAAGGUAUCAGUGACGGUCGAGCUCAGGGUAAUCAGGAGGGCUACCAACUUGGCUACGCUCAAGGCGUUCAACUUGGCGAGGAACUGGGCGGCAUUUACGGCCAAGUGGUGGCCCAACAGCAGUUACCACAUACGGAAAAGUUGCAGCGCACGUUGCAACAGCUACGGCAGCUUAUUGAAGAGUUUCCACGUCAAAACGAUCCCGAGCAAGACAUCAUUGGCGCUGUGGAACACAUUCGGAACACGCAUCGGCGACUGUGCGCUUUGCUGGGCACUAAAAAGGGGACUGUUUCGGAAACUGAACGCCCAACGCAAGAGCGCAAAGAUUACAGUUUCUAG